AAAGAUGAGUAAAUGUGGCAAUGGUAUCAAUGGAACCAUUGGUUCUACUGAAAGCAUAGACAUCCAGAAGUACCUGAUCCUGAAGAGCCGCGCAGAGACAAUCUGUAUUACUAUGCUCUUCAUUAUAUUGGCAGCUCUGUGUAUCCUGGAGAAUACCUGGGUCCUCUCCAUGAUCUUUACUUCAACCCAUCUCAGGAAAAAACCUUCCUAUCUGUUUAUUGCCAGUCUGGCUAUGGCAGAUCUACUGGCCAGUUUUAUUUUUUCCUACAGCUUCCUUGACUUCCAUGUUUUCCAUGGAGCAGGUACGCCUCCCAUUUUCUUAUUCAAACUUGGUGGCGUCACCUUAUGCUUUACGGCAUCACUUGGAAGUUUACUUCUUACGGCUUUUGACAGGUACAUUUGUAUUCAUAAGCCAACUGCCUAUAAGACUAUAGUAACCAGAAAAAGAGCAAUCCUGGCAUUGGUCGUAAUGUGGAUCAGCACAAUAAUAAUCUCAUAUUUACCUCUGAUGGGCGUGAAUUGUUGUAUUCUUGUUACCACCUGCUCGGAACUGUUUCCCCUAAUUGAUAAUAAAUAUCUGGCAUGCUGGAUUGUGUUAAUAGUGAUUCUUCUGAGUGCUAUCAUCUUCACCUAUGCCCACGUCCUGUGGAAGGCACACUUUCAUGCAGUUUAUAUGCAGAAGCACAAUUCGCAAACAUUAAGAAAUAACACCCGUGUGAGACUGGACAUCACGUUGGCCAAAACUCUAGCUUUGGUAUUAUUAGUGCUCCUUGUGUGCUGGGCUCCAGUUCUCAUCCUUAUGAUACACAGCUUGCUGUUCUCACUGAGCGAAAGACUGAAGACUGUAUUUGCAUAUUGCAGUACUCUUUGCUUGUUGAACUCUAUGAUCAACCCUCUAGUUUAUGCUCUAAGAAGUAGAGAGUUGCGCCGAAGACUGACAAGAUGUCUUCAAAGGUUUAAAUGCCUGGAGAAACUUUCUGUUAAUGACCUGGAAAUGGAAGCUGCUGAAAAAGACAUGGGUUUUGAUGCCACCUGUGAUGACACGGUGUGUGAUACUGAAUUAAGUAUAUAACAAUUAUUUGCAGUAGGUUAUUGAGUCAACAGUGACUAUAAACAGGAAAAAACAGACACCCAACUGACUUUUCAAAUAAUUGAAUUGCCCCCUAUGAGUACCAGGCUUCUAGAUGAACACCAGGAUUGAAAGUAACUCAUACAUUCCUAACAUGAAAAGUAGGAAACAAGGAUAUUUCAGAUGCAAGGACCAUGGACACUUGGAGAGAGACUGCAUAAUGUAAACAGCAGAGCGACACAUAAAAUGUCAAAAAUGUCCCAAACAGAUAGGUAACAGACUCCAAAUGACUCCAAAGCAUAACAGAUUUCAAAUUACCUGAAAAAUACUGAGAUGAAGCAGCAAUAGCUACUUACAUGUAAAACAGAAUGGUGGUAAAAAAAAAAAAAUGCCAUAUGAACAUUGGUGAGAAACGUAGUAUUUUUUGUUUUGUUUUCUUCUUUUUUUCCCACAGCUUUUAGUCCUCUUGCAUUUGUCA
Pseudophryne corroboree (corroboree frog) is the source of this 1547-nucleotide messenger RNA. RefSeq names its product cannabinoid receptor 2 (gene CNR2). NCBI's taxonomy places the organism in Eukaryota, Metazoa, Chordata, Amphibia, Anura, Myobatrachidae. Gene Ontology annotation, biological process: adenylate cyclase-activating G protein-coupled receptor signaling pathway; regulation of metabolic process. Gene Ontology annotation, molecular function: cannabinoid receptor activity. Bases 5 to 1072 code for a protein of 355 amino acids. Gene Ontology annotation, cellular component: cytoplasm; plasma membrane. The record is from RefSeq and is a predicted model, not a curated record. The transcript has a single exon.